CUGAUUCAUUUUUCGCUUCCCCCGAUCAGAACCAGCAUGACGAAGUCAAGAAACAACUGAUUGAUUUGCAGCUGCAGCACAACGUGCUGAAACUGGAGCAUCGCAAAAUCGUGGAGACCCACAACCAAAAAUAUGCCCAGCUGCAGCGGGAGAAGGAGAGUGAGGUCUUGGCUUUGCAGGAUACAGUUUACAAGCUGAGAGAAGAAAGCAAACUGCUUCGGAAGGCUCACCAGGAGAUCCAUUCACAACUUCUCAAUGCUCACGUUCAGAUGGAAGAGUUCAGGCAGCUCAAGGAAACCCUUCAAAAGAUGCCAAGUUUCAAGGAGAUGGCGGGGAUGAAAGGGCAGCAGAAGCCCCCCAUGCCAGCACUUGCCCCACUGCCAACUGUUAAGCCAAAGGUGGGGUACCCACUUCCCUUCCUGUGUAUACACAGAUUUCCAUUUCAGGACCACCCGCCAUAA
Molecule: messenger RNA, 461 nt
Organism: Anolis sagrei ordinatus
Lineage: Eukaryota; Metazoa; Chordata; Lepidosauria; Squamata; Anolidae
Source: RefSeq, a predicted model, not a curated record